Messenger RNA from Physcomitrium patens, 2394 nucleotides. RefSeq lists its product as uncharacterized. NCBI's taxonomy places the organism in Eukaryota, Viridiplantae, Streptophyta, Bryopsida, Funariales, Funariaceae. Gene Ontology annotation, molecular function: DNA-binding transcription factor activity; transcription cis-regulatory region binding. The record is from RefSeq and is a predicted model, not a curated record. Gene Ontology annotation, biological process: positive regulation of DNA-templated transcription. Gene Ontology annotation, cellular component: nucleus.
GUGGUAGUCGUAGUUGUAGUAGUAGUACUGGUCCCCAGCUCAGAUCUCUCCGCGCUCUCGAUCUGCCCCAACCAAUGUCACACUAUUGGAGCCCUGCCUCAACUACGCUUGUCGUCACUCUGCGGUCUGCUUUCGUCUUGUUCGCCUUUUUCAGGUUUUCUCGCUCCGCGUUUCGGGAGGCCUCCCCCACUCCUUGGCCAACUUGACUUGAUGCUGCCUCUACUUUACGCUACUGGAUCGAAUUUUGUGUAGAUAGAGGCCAGAUUUUGUAAGGAGGCAGGGGAGGGGCAUCAUGGAGGGCGAAGACAGUGAUGUGCGGGGUGGCUCUCCCUGGUACAUUUGCUGGAGCUAGUGCUCGCGUGCUGGCCCUUAAGUGCUUGGCAGGUGCAGCUUGAAUUUCCAUAUUGGAAACAGUUGUGGUGUGGCUGGUGACCAGAAAGUGGAGUUUAAUUUCAAGGGGCGAGUUCUGAGGACGUGCAGGGAGCAGGGGCGUUUUUUUUUUUUUUUUUUUUUUUUUUCUCGUAAUGGAGAGUGCUAGUAGGAACUUAGUCAACUUCAGCUAUGGCGGGCCUCCUAGGAUGUACAGGCUUGAUCCAACUCUCAUCCCGCAGCAUUCACCACUCGCUCAGCCACGAAUGCUUUCAGAGCUGCCUGAGGCAGCAAACCGCCUCGACUUAACCUCCGCCAUUGCCCACGAACUCCAACGCAUAAACAGCCAACCGGGCUGGCUUCCCUGGAACCAGCAAUUAGGCGAGAUUCAAUGUUCGCAUGAGCCCGCAAAUGGCUUGCAACUCCCGCCUGACUCGCUUCUAUCUCAUCAGAACGCCGGCAGCGCAGGCCGACCCAUUCCGCAGUACAUUCCUCGGUUCGACGAAGCGCUGAGGCCUCCCGCCCAGCAAUUGCCAACGAGAUUGGACCUGUACAGCCCCGACUUGGAGCCGCUUGCAAGCGCACAUCAGGGGUUCUACUCGAGGGCUGACAAUGGAGUACCGAGGGAUGUGGGCGCGCAUCAGCGAACGCGACUGCACCCAGGCCACCAGGCGUUGGACGCAGGUGGGCGGGUGGAGUCCAUGGCGCGAUCGGUGUCGCCAUGGAUCGAGCGCAUGAUGCAGGCGGACGUGACGCCGACGCCGAGCCCGAGCCUGGGCAUCUCGACGAGCCUGAGCCUGUCGCAGAGGGGUCUGGGGGAAGCGAGCUGCGUGGCGAGCCAAACGGCGGAGCUGCAAUCGUGUCACAGCAGCGACGUGCAGCGGAGCGCGUUCCAGUGCGGGGUGCAGCGCGAUCAGUCGACGGCGGAGGCGUCGGCGGAGCUGUGUACGGACGACGAGGACUGGGAGGCACGGCCUUUGGACGAGAAGCGGAAGAAGAGGAUGUUGUCGAACAGGGCGUCAGCGCAACGUUCUCGGCAGAGACGGCAGGAGCGGCUGGACCAGCUGGAAGUGCUGACCGCACAGCUGCGGGUGGAGAACUCGACGUUGCAGAAGAAGCUGGGCGUGGCGGUGCAAGUGGCGAAGAAGUUCGAGGACGAGAACAAGGCGCUGCAGAGGAGAGUGGAGAGGCUGAGCAAGGAGCUGGAGAGCGGGAAGGCAAGGAUGCCGACAGAGCGGGCGUUCGACGAGUGCGCGAGCAGCCAGCAAACAACAUGCACAAGCUCGUGCGAAAUGGUGGGGGGGCGGACGUCGGUGGAUCCGAACGUGAUGCGGAGUGGGAACGAUGGGGAGUCGAUACCGUCGAUGUCAGCGGGGAGUGCAGCAGCCACGGAGACGGAGACGAAAGGAGUGGAGGGGGCGAGCAAUGGGAAGCACGGCGACGGGGUGAGUUCGGUGCGGAAGUCGCUGUCGGAGUGGCGGAUGGGGAAGAAGCGGACGUUGGAGGAGUCGGUUUCGUUCGGGGGAUCGCACAGCGCGCCGAUGGGGAAUUGCAUGGGGCCGGGGUCGGCGUCCGGGGAGUUGUGGACGAGCUCACACACGAGCCUGGCGCGGGCAGGAUCGCCAGGGACGGGGGUAGAGAGGGAAUGCGGGAAUGUGCUGGAGUCGAUGAGGUCGCCGUUCGGGGGGUCGUUCGGGAUGGAGGCGACGAUGAAGGAGGAUGCGAGUCAGAUGGAUUGUAUGGAGGCAGAUCGGUGGUUGGAGUUCGCGGAGUGCUUCAAGUGAGGUGUUGGGGAGAGCGGAUGGUGACACCGCUGAAGCUCAGUGAUGCUAGAUUGUGGAGAGAUGGAGGGGAAGUGGAAGGGUGGUAGCUGGCAGGAGGAUAGAUGAGUAAGAUUUUGAAGAUGUACAUUAUUCAUCGGAAGUAGCAUUGAUGAUCAUCGGUUUUAGUUUUUUUAUUUUUAUUUUGUGUCAUGUUGGCUUGCUUGUUGUGAACAGUUUUUUCGCCGUUGGGUAUGCUUGUUCA